Molecule: messenger RNA, 1703 nt
Organism: Rhododendron vialii
Lineage: Eukaryota; Viridiplantae; Streptophyta; Magnoliopsida; Ericales; Ericaceae
Exons: 8
Coding region: 350-1516 (388 amino acids)
Source: RefSeq, a predicted model, not a curated record
UAAAAAGCAUCUGGGUAGAGAGAGAGGGAGUGCACAUAAGAAGACAAAGAAAGAGAGGGGCACGGUAGUCAGUUCAGAGAUUAAAGUUUAAUUUUUGGUGGCACUAACAUUUAGUGUCGUGGCAUUAUCAUUAACCCCAGAACAACUGCAGUUCCGAAAACUAGAAUACAAUCCCCAACUAGAAAUAGAACUGAUCUGCUCCGGCAACAAUGAACUAGGCCUCCUCCGCUGCCAAGAUAUCAGACAAUCCGUUUGUACGGCAAAAGAAUAAGCUUUAUACAUUGCAUUUUGGCUGUCAUUUUGUCUAUGCAACUGCCGCUAAAUUGGCUGAUUGUGAGGGGCUAUAUAAAUGAGAGUAUGCAGUGGAUGGCGCCGAUUCCUUUUAUGCCUUCCAAUCAUUUUCUUCUUUCCCCAUAUUUUUUCUGUUUUAAAAUUGCACCAAACUUCAACCGUGGAAGACCUUCCCACCAAACAUAAGAAGUUUGAUCAUCUUGUACUUGGACCUGCUGCCGGUGAAGGUUUGCAUGACCGUCUGCAAUGCCAAGGAAUCAAAGCUCUUAACAAGACCCAUUUUUCCGCUUCUGUUGGCACUUCCAAUUCUAGAGAGAACGUUGCCUUUGUCACGGUUUUCACCACUUAUAAUACCUCCAUUGAUAGGCCAAUCAAUGUUGAAUCAAGAGACAUGGUUACUGUUGGCAACAUUUCAUACAAUAAAGUGCAGAGAUCAAUGGCCAUUUUGGAUGUCUUUAUUAACUUCAUCCAGAUGAUGAUGCCCCAGAGCAACAUAAUAAUUCUUACUGACCCAGCAUCUAAGCUUCCGGUCCACAGAAAUAGGGUCACCGUAUACCCGAUUCAAGGCGAAUAUUCGCGAGACAAGUUGAUGCUUCAAAGAAUCAGGUCUUACAUUGCCUUUCUAGAAACAAGGCUUGAAGAGCAUUUUCAGCGGCAGGGCGAGAUUAGUCAUUACAUCUUUACCGAUUCAGAUGUGGCAGUCGUUGAUGACCUAGGACAGAUAUUUAACAACCACCUUAAUUUCCAUCUGGUUCUCACAUUCCGGAACAACAAAGAUCAACCUCUGAAUUCAGGAUUUAUAGCUGUGAGAGGCACCCCUGAUGGAAUUCGAAGGGGAAAGGUUUUCUUACAAGAAGUAUUGAAAGUAUACAGCUCCAAGUAUAUGAAGGCUUCUCGAAUGCUUGGUGACCAACUGGCUCUUGCCUGGGUUGUAAAAUCCAAUCCUUCUUUUGAUGCAAAAAGGUUCACUAAACCACUAGCGUUUCUCGAGGAGAUUGGGGGUGCUUCAGUGCUUUUCUUACCGUGUGCUAUUUACAACUGGACACCACCGGAAGGUGCAGGUCAAUUUCAUGGGAUGCCCUUGGAUGUGAAGGUUGUUCAUUUCAAGGGGUCCAGGAAACGUCUUAUGCUCGAGUCUUGGAACUUCUUGAAUUCAUCUUCCUCUGACAUUUCGGAUAUGUUAUGCCUCAUCUUAAAGAGUGGGAGAACAAAAUAUGAUUUUUGAAUUCAAUUUUGCACGGUUUAUUGCUCAGGGUCUGCAUCAAGUUCUGUAGAUUCCAUGGAUGAAACAACUCAAUGCACACAUGACACAUGUAACUAGCCAGUAGUUUAUUGUUCGUAGUAUCAGCCUGUGAGGCUAUUACUUACUAUAAUGUCUAGCGGCACCCUAAUAUCAGUUUAUUCUUUGAUAA